AAAAUGAAAUACGAAAUGGAGAAGUUUAUUGUCACAAUAAUCAUUGGAGUCGCCUUUGGGUUCUUCCUUGGAGUGUCAUAUCCAUCACUGACAUCAAAUAAGCAAAUUAUUACAAGUCCUAUUCCAGCCCAAGAGUAUGUGGUUUCAACUGAGGAGGAGAUUUGCAACUCUACAGAAAAUCAAGCUCAAAAUCAAAAUGUUAUGGAUUUUACAAAGAUUUGGGUUCCAUCAAACCCGAGAGGAGCAGAAAGAUUACCACAAGAUAUUGUUGUCUCUGAGUCAGAUUUCUAUCCCCGACGGUUAUGGGGAAAGCCCAGUGAGGACCUGACUAGCAAGCCAAGGUAUCUGGUAACAUUUACUGUAGGAUAUAACCAGAAGAAGAACAUUGAUGCUGCUAUGAAAAAGUUUUCAGACAAUUUUACUAUCAUCCUGUUUCAUUACGAUGGCCGAACAUCUGAGUGGGAUGAUGAGUUUGAGUGGUCGAGGAAGGCCAUUCAUGUGAGUGUUAAUAAACAGACAAAAUGGUGGUAUGCAAAAAGGUUUCUGCAUCCAGACAUUGUUGCGCCAUAUGAAUAUAUAUUCAUCUGGGAUGAAGAUCUAGGAGUUGAGCAGUUUGAUGCUGAGGAAUACAUUACACUUGUGAAGAAGCAUGGGUUAGAAGUUUCGCAGCCUGGAUUGGAACCCCACAAGGAAGUUGGGAUAACAUGGCAAAUGACAAAGCAGAUCAAAGGCAACAGUGAAGUUCACAAAGAAACAACAGAGAGACCAGGCUGGUGUUGGGACCCUCAUCAGCCUCCAUGUGCAGCGUUUGUUGAGAUAAUGGCUCCUGUCUUCUCUCGAAAUGCAUGGCGCUGCACGUGGUAUAUGAUUCAGAAUGACUUGGUCCAUGGUUGGGGUCUUGACUUUGCACUUCAAAGAUGUAUUGAGCCGCCUGCGCAUGAGAAGAUUGGAGUCGUGGAUGCUCAACCCAUUGUUCAUCAAGGCAUACCUUCACUUUCGGGGAAAAACUCAGAGAAUGGGAAAUCUAAACGGCUAGAGCCAGGGCCGUCGGAGUCGUUGAGAAUCCAUUCUCCGACAAUGACUCUUCACUCUCCUGCAUUACUAUAGGAGGCGGCCGCUUUGUUGAUAUCGGUUUCAGAGGAGCCCGGAUAGCGAUUCCGGCGUAACCCAUUUCUUGCCCUCCGACUCCUUACCAAGAGAAAAAGAACAAGCGAGCUUUUGAAUAUGAAUUAAAGGGAAGGGAAGAAACACACUUGGGGCAAUUAAAGAGUAUUCUCAAAAUUUUGAUUUUGGGGGAAUAAACCAAAAGGCCGGAAAUGCAAAAACGGCUUUGAAUGAGUGAGAGGGAUAGACAGAGAGGAAUGGCAAACCAAAAAUGUGAGAG
Molecule: messenger RNA, 1384 nt
Organism: Ipomoea triloba (trilobed morning glory)
Lineage: Eukaryota; Viridiplantae; Streptophyta; Magnoliopsida; Solanales; Convolvulaceae
Exons: 13
Coding region: 4-1107 (367 amino acids)
Source: RefSeq, a predicted model, not a curated record